This is a messenger RNA of Arvicanthis niloticus (Nile rat), 1309 nucleotides long. RefSeq names its product gap junction protein delta 4 (gene Gjd4). Gene Ontology annotation, cellular component: connexin complex. The record is from RefSeq and is a predicted model, not a curated record. Lineage: Eukaryota; Metazoa; Chordata; Mammalia; Rodentia; Muridae. Gene Ontology annotation, molecular function: gap junction channel activity. Gene Ontology annotation, biological process: cell-cell signaling.
GUCAGGAGUGCCUGUGUCUCAUUGGCAAGCAGCUUAGGGCUGUCUUAAUGUAGAGACAGAAGACCUGACCUCACAGGCCUGGGAGCGUAUCUUUCUUUCCACAGCUUGGUGCUUACCUCGAAGUCUGAUACAGGAAAAAAUUAAUUGAUUUUUUAAACAUCCUUGGAGUACACGGGCUUCGACACCCUCCACUAGCCCAGACCUGUGGCUUUCUUCAAGCAUGGAGAAGCUGGACAUGUUGGCCUUCCUCAUCAUCACCUUAAACUGUAAUGUGACCAUUGUGGGUAUGAUCUGGCUGAUCGUGGCGGUCUUGCUGAAGAUGCUAGUGGUGCUUUUGGCAGGGUCACCUAUCUAUGAGGACGAACAAGAGAGGUUUAUUUGCAACACACUGCAACCAGGAUGUGCCAACGUUUGCUACGACCUGUUUUCCCCAGUGUCACCGCUGCGGUUCUGGCUAGUGCAGAGCCUGGCCCUGCUUCUGCCUUCGGUGGUCUUUGGCACCUACACCCUGCACCACGGGGCGAAGCUGGCUGCAGGGGGAACCUGCAGGCCUCAGGUACCCGACCUGUCGGCUGCCUACCUGGUGCACUUACUGCUACGCAUGCUGCUGGAGGCCGGGCUGGCUUCCCUGCACUACUUUCUCUUUGGCUUUUCUGUGCCUGCCCACGUGUCUUGCUCGCGUGUGCCCUGCUCAGGGGCUGUGGACUGCUACGUGUCGCGGCCCACGGAGAAGUUCCUCCUGAUGCUAUUCUUUUGGGCAGUGAGUGUGCUAUCCUUCCUGCUAAGCUUGGCCGACUUGCUUUGCAGCCUGCGGAGGAGGACACUGAGGACCGUGCAGAGGGUGAAGGGAGAUGCCAGACCAGUCUGCGAAGUCCCUGCACCUCCCCCUUGCCUCUUACAAGAUCCUCAGGGCUAUCUUAGCCAGGGUCAGGUGGAAAAGGAGGACAGACAGGAGGAGCAGGUUGUGCCUGAGUUUCCUUGCAUGUGGACAGCAGAGCAGGGCGACAACAGCAAUGUUGGUCAGGCCAGUUUGUCAGAGAUGCUGCAGCGUUCAGACCAAGAUGUCAGUGAGGCCACUUCCUCAACUGGUGACAGGCUGACAGUGGCUCACACAGCACAUGAGUUCAGAUCCUGCAGAGAGACUUCACCGAACCUGGGGGGCAAAAACACCCGGUCAGAUGAGCUCUCCUUGGCUACCCAGAGCCACCUGGCCAGACACUGUUCAGCCAGCCAGCCUCACGCUCCAGGUAGGCUGGCCACCUCAGGUAGUGCCCCCCAUCUGAGAACCAAAAAGUCUGAGUGGGUGUGA